Messenger RNA from Rhizophagus irregularis DAOM 181602=DAOM 197198, 1034 nucleotides. RefSeq lists its product as uncharacterized. Lineage: Eukaryota; Fungi; Glomeromycota; Glomeromycetes; Glomerales; Glomeraceae. Gene Ontology annotation, molecular function: ubiquitin protein ligase activity. The record is from RefSeq and is a predicted model, not a curated record. Gene Ontology annotation, biological process: protein ubiquitination; ubiquitin-dependent protein catabolic process.
GACACAAAUGACAAAUUUGAUCAAAAGAACACUGUAGCAAUUAACUUACCAAAUAAUGCGUCGGUUGAUACACCACCACCUUCUAUUUCUUCGAUUCUUAAUCGUAAAGUAUCAAUUAAAGCAGACUACCCAACCGCUUUAAGUCGUCAUGUGUCUGUGAAAUCUCAACGUGCUGCUCUGAGUCGUCAUGUAUCUGUUCGUUCAGCUCGUUCAACAAAGUCUACGCGUUCAGAAAAUGCAAUAUCAGCAGCAACAGCUCUUUGUGAGGGGUCUGGUGUUAAUGUUGAUGAUUAUGAUUCACAAAUACAUUAUAAUACAAUGUGUGCUAUAUGCUUGGAUGAAUUCGAAAAUGGCGAUCAACUUCGAGCUUUACCUUGUGGGCAUGAAUUUCAUUCUGAAUGCAUUGAUCCAUGGCUUACGCAAAAAUCAUCACUUUGUCCGCUAUGUAAAUUUGAUUGUAUACCGGAAAGCAGUAAAUUGCAAUAUGAUUCUGAGACAGUUUCAUUGAAUACAUCUACUGAAAAUAAUAGAAAUUUCAUAGUAGCGGCACUUUUAGCUUGGUGGCCUAUUGCAUUUAUUCGUGCAAGGUUUAUAAGGUUGAGAGAUUAUCGAAGAUCGAGUAAUGCAAUUGCUGAUGAUUUUAAUACUACAAAUCAUCAACCGUUUACACCGCCACAAAUUUCAGAACCAGAAAUUGCUAGAACGGCAUCAUCGUCUAGAAGAAUUGAGAUAGUUACUCCCAGAAUGAAUAGAUAUGGCAGCGAAGAAGUUUUAAGAGAACUUGCCAUGCAAUCUGGUUUAUCUGGUUUAAAUACUAGAUAAAAAAAUUAAACAAUAUUUAUUUAUUUUUGGAUUUUUAUUGUGGUAAAUAACUUUGUUUGUAAAUUUUGUAAAAAAGUAAUAACGUUACUGUAAUGAAUAAUUAUAAGAAACUUUAUUAGUUAUAUUGUACUUAUAUAUUUUUUUAUAAUACAGAAAAAAUCAAUAUUUAAUUAAAUAUUUCAAAUUUGAUCCAAAGAACAAUUAACAAUUAG